GCCUUCCUCGCCUGUCCAUCCCGGCGGCGUCCUCUUCCUGCUCCUCUGUAGUCGCCGGAAGCUGAGCGUGAGGACCCUGGUGUGUGGGUUGUGGCCGAGUCUGCGAUCUGGGUAAAGGGGUCCAAGGUUGAAAUGGGCAUGAAGAACCAUGAAAUUGUUCCCUGCAGUUUGAUUGCUUCUAUAGCCAGUCUGAAACAUGGUGGCUGUAAUAAAGUUUUGAGAGAAUUAGUGAAGCAUAAACUUAUAGCUUGGGAACGUACUAAAACUGUCCAGGGCUAUCGGUUGACAAAUGCUGGUUAUGAUUACCUAGCUUUGAAAACACUGUCUUCUAGACAGGUAGUUGAGUCUGUUGGAAACCAAAUGGGUGUUGGCAAAGAAUCAGAUAUUUACAUUGUUGCAAAUGAAGAAGGGCAGCAAUUUGCACUGAAGCUUCACAGACUAGGAAGAACCUCCUUUAGAAAUCUGAAAAACAAGCGUGAUUACCAUAAGCACAGGCAUACUGUUUCUUGGCUUUAUUUAUCUCGUCUCUCUGCCAUGAAGGAAUUUGCCUAUAUGAAGGCAUUGUAUGAGAGGAAAUUUCCAGUUCCUAAACCAAUUGAUUACAAUCGCCAUGCAGUGAUCAUGGAACUUAUUAAUGGCUAUCCCCUGUGUCAGAUACAUCAUGUUGAAGACCCUUCAUCAGUUUAUGAUGAAGCUAUGGACCUAAUAGUCAAACUGGGAAAUCAUGGGCUGAUUCAUGGAGAUUUCAAUGAAUUCAAUCUCAUAUUGGAUAAAGAUGACCACAUCACCAUGAUUGAUUUUCCACAGAUGGUUUCCACUUCCCAUCCAAAUGCUGAAUGGUAUUUUGACAGAGAUGUUAAAUGCAUUAGAGAGUUCUUCAUGAAACGUUUUGGCUAUGAAAGUGAGCUCUACCCAACCUUUAGUGACAUCAGGAGGGAGGAUUCUCUUGACGUUGAGGUCUCUGCCAGUGGUUACACAAAAGAAAUGCAAGCAGAUGAUGAACUGCUACAUCCAGUAGGUCCAGAUGAUACAACUGCUGAGACAGAAGAGGAAUCUGACUUCUCGUUCUCUGAUGAAGAAGUAUUAGAAAAACACAAAGUUUGUGUGUCAGAAAUGGAAAAUGAACUGAACCCAGUAGAUGAAUCAGGUGGCGACUGUUGCUUCUCAUCUGGAGACCUCAAGCAAAUAAAGGAAGACAGUUUAUCAGAGCAGAGUGCUAAUGUUUCCAGUUUUGAAGUGACUGAAUUAAAUCAAGCUUUAGAAGAAAUGAAAAGUCAGGUUCUUACCCACAGUUCUGUUACUGGGUUUUCUGAGGAGAGCAAUAGUACUGAAAAUGACACCAGACAUGACGGCCAGACAAGUGAGUGGAGAAGCCUUGCUGACUCUGAAGAGUGUGAGGACGAGUGCCCCGAUCUGAUUGCCUUGUCGCCAUUGAACAAGGAGUUCAGGCCUUUCAGAGAUGAAGAUAGCAUGAAGAGUGUUACUCAGCAUAGAACAAGAACCCUGAGUAUUACAUCUACAGGCAGUAUCCUAAGCUGUUCAACAAUUCCUCCUGUAAGUUUUACAGAUAUACCAGCUGUUUGUUCCAGUGCUGUAGGGAGAGUAGUGAACUUAGGCAUUGUGAAAGUUUCAGGUCAUUUAGAUACUUGGAUCUCAUAUGUUAAUGCUAUAAAAUUAACAGCACUCAGAAGUUUAGCAAGAGAGGCGAGGGUUUACUUUUACCUGGAAUAAGCAGUUUCCAAGGAUAAGGCGACAUAAGUAUUUUGGAUCCAGGUGGGAUUUUGUAUUUUUCCAUGUGAUUCAUUUGGUUUGUUUUUAAUGAUAAUUCAUUUACUUUUAUUUUGUUUGCAUUGCUGUUUUGCCAGAACAGAUGACUGUAUGAGCGUGUGAGAUCCUGGAGUUAAAGACAGUUUGUAGCUGCCAUAUGGGUGCUUGGAAUUGAACCCUGGUCCCUGGAGGAGCAAUCAGCGCUCUUAACUGCUGAGCCAUUUCUCCUUCCCUCCUUGAUUUUUUCUUAACAAAGAAAGUUAUAUGAUUUUUGCAGAAUGGUAAUGCCAUAGCGAUAUGACUGAAAUUUAAAGGAGUUCCAUCCUCACUUUUUUACAUUCUGGGAAGUAGGUAAUUUUAAAUGUAUCAAAGUUUUGUUGGCUCCUUUGACAUUUGGCAGACAAUUUACAAAAGGGACAUUUUCUUAACAGGACAAUGAGCAAAAUAUUCUAUCCCCAACUAAGGUUUCUGGCGUGUAAGCCACCCUUUGUUCUGACUUACCCAGAAAGAGGAAUCAGUCUGGAGGUUAUUACACCUCACAAAGCAAACCUCUUUUAGUGGCCUGUGGAGGAAUUGUUCUCCCUCUCCGUGGUCAGGAUUAUGGAUUUCAUUCAUUCAUUCCUGACAUUUGGAAAGAGCAGGAUUUACAAGUCAUUACUCCUGUAGGGACUCAAGCAAAACUAUGUUGAGUUUGCUUACUUUCCCAAUUCUCCGGCCAGCUACUGUGCAUUUACAACCCACCCCCUUAUUUCGGGAUUAGGCAAUGUUUUUGAUGAGUGCUGUUUAAUUGCACUUUCUAAAAAUGAUUUUCUGUCUAACAUUAAGAAAGUGAAAUAAUAGUAAUAUAUCUAAUUUUUCAUAUAUUAAAGUCAUAAUUGUGUUGGAUUCUUCUAUUUAUGUAAAUUGUGUGAUAUUAAAGAUAGUGUUUUAGAAAUAAUUUACUCAGUGAACAAUGAAGGAAACCAUUUAGAAGGGAAGAAAUGAGAUGAAAUGACUACAUAGAAAUGAAUUCAAAAGAUAAAUAACUUCAUUUUUCUAAAGUUAUUAAAAUUCAGAUAUGUCGUUAAUGAGUUAGAAUGUUUUAUUUUGGAUAGAAUGAAAUAUUAUAGUAUUAGAUGAGAGCUAUCAGGAAUAAAGUAAAAAUUCAAGCUGGGAAGAGGCUUCCAUGAGUUUGUAUCCCCAGUGUCCACUUAAAAUGCUAGGCAUAGCGGCUGUGUCUAUAAUCCUGGCCAGCUAGUCAAGUUGGUGAGCUCCAGGUUCAGUGAGGUGGCCUAUCUCAGAAAAUAAGGUGGGGAGUGAUGGAGUAAGAUAGCAUACGUGAGCGUGUCACAAGCAUACCUGUGCACGUGUACACACAACAAGGGUGUGUGUGUGUGUAUACUGUACAUGUAUGCACACACAAAAGAAUAAAAGUAAAACUAGUUAACUAGUUUAUAUUAUAGUUCGGGGGCCUUUCAGAAACCUUUAGAAUUUGCUAUACCAAUGAAGGUAAAAUUCUUGAAAUGUAAUUGCCUUCUGUGUGGCUCAGAUACAAUUGUCUGUGCAUAUUUAAGACGUUAUUAAGCUGCUCUGGUCCUUUUCUCUUUCCCAGGCUCUUGUAGCUGAUGGUUUUAGAGUCUUCAAGUCUUUUUGUCGUGAGUGCUGUGAAUUGUAAUAUAUGAGCCUGUGUUCUAAGGAGGGGUAAGACCCUCAGCCUAACUCCAUGAACAAAGAUUUCUGUGCAAACCAGGCUGACCUCAGACUCUGUGGUUUUUGGGUUUUUUCUUUAAUUGAAAAUAAUUUUUUAUAUAAUAUAUGCUGCUCACAGUUUCCCCUCACCCCAUACCCUUUCUUUCUCUCUUGAUUGUCGUGCCUCUGCCUCUCAACUGCUAGGAUUACAGGCUGUACACCUAACUUCUUUUGAAAUUUUUCUCAUGCUGUUUUCCUUCUGUUUUGUUACAAUGACAAGAGGAAAACUCUUUGUCGCCUCAGUGAACCUGGUGAUGAUUUGGGGAUUUGUGCAAAGACAAAAGGGCUUAAAAUCCUUGAAAUUAUAAACAUAAAAUCUGUUUCCUCUUUGAUCAUUCUGUUUAUUGGACUUUUACAUUGCUGGGGGUCAAAUCUAGGUUCUUUUGAAAACUAGACAUAAACUCUUAACACAGCCACUAGUCAUUUGUAAAUUCUGUCCUUGAGUGUAACAGAAUUAAGUGAUUAAGAUAUAUUGCCUUUUAAUAAAUACACAUGUUGCUAUAUCUUAAUAGAAAAAUGUUUUUACUUUUAACAACAAAAGAGGUGUUUUUAUACAUUUUUAUGUAAUUGCAAAAAUAACUAUAUAUUCUGUUCAUUUGUUUGUUUUGAGGCAGGAUUUCUCUGUGUAGCCCUAGCUGUCCUGGAACACCCACCUGCCCCCCCUUCCAAGUGCUGGGAUUAAAGGUGUGCACCACCAUUGCCUUGCUAACACGUAGUAUUAGCAUGUUGUAUCCAGGUGUUUCUUUACACACACACACACACACAAUUACCUUGUAGAAUUUGUACAUUGUUCUGAAUUGGGGCUGUUGAGAAAGAAAAGAUCAUUGUGAACUGAAUUUUCAAUUUUUCUUUAAGUCUUCAGUCAU
This is a messenger RNA of Arvicola amphibius (Eurasian water vole), 4361 nucleotides long. It is a transcript of the gene Riok2, whose product is annotated as RIO kinase 2. Gene Ontology annotation, molecular function: protein serine/threonine kinase activity; ATP binding. The coding region runs from base 133 to 1731 and encodes 532 amino acids. The record is from RefSeq and is a predicted model, not a curated record. NCBI's taxonomy places the organism in Eukaryota, Metazoa, Chordata, Mammalia, Rodentia, Cricetidae. The transcript has 9 exons. Gene Ontology annotation, biological process: maturation of SSU-rRNA; protein phosphorylation. Gene Ontology annotation, cellular component: nucleus; cytosol; preribosome, small subunit precursor.